Messenger RNA from Aspergillus steynii IBT 23096, 5546 nucleotides. RefSeq lists its product as uncharacterized. Gene Ontology annotation, biological process: proteolysis. The record is from RefSeq and is a predicted model, not a curated record. Bases 1 to 5391 code for a protein of 1796 amino acids. NCBI's taxonomy places the organism in Eukaryota, Fungi, Ascomycota, Eurotiomycetes, Eurotiales, Aspergillaceae. The transcript has a single exon. Gene Ontology annotation, molecular function: cysteine-type endopeptidase activity; protein binding.
AUGACGAGCGACAUUCCAUGCCAGACCGCUACCAAGUGGGCAUUGCUGAUAGGCAUCGAUCUUUUCGACGCCGGUAAAAGUCCUUUCAUCAGUAUCCACGAUAGAAAAAUGGAAUUUCUUGAUCUUAAAGGAUGCGUUAGGGAUAUUGACAGGGUCGAGCGUCACCUGCUUUCUGAAAUGGGCGUUGCCAAAAGGAAUAUCAGGAAACUCACAACAGAGGCAUAUUUUCCGUUGAAACAAGACCCAGACACAAGAUGUGGUGAUCCUACAUAUGCCAAUAUCAUUUGCGGCUUGAAUUGGAUUAUCGAAAAUGCAAAGGCUGGUGACUUGGUUUACCUGCAAUAUUCUGGACACGGAGGACAGGCGACAACCGUGUAUCCCGAAUUAAAAGGGGAAGAUGGAAUCGACGAAUGCCUUCUGCCUUCUGACUUAGCUAAGUCUGCCGGGGGCGCUCUUGUUCGUGAUAUUGAGCUGGGGCUCUACAUCAAGAAGAUGCUGGGUAAAAAGCUAGUACUGACGGUCGUCAUGGACUGCUGCCAUUCUGGUAGUAUCACACGGGGCAGCUCGAGGCCAGAUAAUGCUCGCCAAGUUGACAGCAUAUACAAAUCUACCUCCGAUGAUAAGGCCAGAGCUGACCAGGAUCUUGAUAGACUUGGCUUUGAACGUGAUAUUUCAAACCAAGUCUACUCAGGAGACCGAACGAGCCAGCCGUGGCUCCUUGAAAUCCAGGGUUACACGCUCCUGGCGGCCUGCCGUCCUCGCGAGUUUGCCAUGGAGCCUGAGCAGGCUGAUAACAUCCACAGUGGGAAUCUGACUUACUGGUUGCUCGACACCCUUCAAAGUCUCCCUCGGACGCACAAGACACCUGUAUCUACCGAGAUGCUUUUUCAGAGGCUGGGACCCAAGAUACGGAAUGCUUCUAAGGAGCUCCAGAACCCAGUAAUCGGAGGCUCGGUUGACAAAGAGUUCUUCGGGACAGAUAUCCCUCCCCGUGUUCCUGCCAUCACUGUACACAGUGUAGAUGGCGACCGGGAAAACCUGACACUCGACUCGGGCUCUAUCCAUGGCGUGGUUAGAAAUGCCGAGUACAUUAUUUGGUCCCGGACAACCAACGGUGAACUUGUGGAGGUCAGAGUUUUUGAGGUAUCGCCUUCCACUGCAAAGGCAACUACCCUCAAAACUAUGUGCUCAAAAGAGCAAGUGGAUGUCGGAUGUAAGGCUGUUCUUUCCUACGUUCCUCCUGCGGAGAGAUUCGUCGUCCUCCUACCCGAGGAAUCUCAGCACCGGGAUAAACUCGAAAAAGCAUGGAAUGAAUUCCCCGAAGAAAAGCGGCCAGAGUUCAUGUUGAUGGGACAGGCCCCUGAUGAAGACUUUAUGUUCCGUUUAACUAUCGAUGAAACCGAGGUCAAUGUCGUUCUCAAGGACAUGGUGAAUAUGAGGGACCCUCCGUCUAUGCCCUUUGAUGGCAGUAUCAUGUCUGUAGAAAGGCUGGUUUAUCGACUCAGACAUCUGGCCUCGUUCCAACUCAUGAAGACACUGAAAAGCUCGGAUGCCGUUUUACCCAUGCGAAACGCGGUCUCAUUUACCAUUGUUGGGCAAUGCAAAAAACAGGAAGAGGUGAAUAAUCCGUCAAAAUGGGAGAUGGUGCAGUAUGUGGAUGGCAUGUUCGUGGCUACGCAUGGUGCCUUUCUAGUGGUACACGUCAAAAACCUGUCAGACAAGGUCCUCGAUUUCAGCAUUUUCGACCUAAACCCCGCUUUUGGGAUCACAAAGUAUUAUCCAAAGAGUUCCGUGACCGAGAGCUUGGAUCCGAACGGAGAGAAGUUAUUGUGUUUACGGAUGCGGGUGCCUGAAGCAUUUCAUAAGGAGAAUUCAAUCUUCGAUACUUUCAAGCUCUUUUUUGCGCCGCGAUCUAUCUCCCUAGAAAGAUUCACAUUGGAAGACCUCCAGAGUGCAGAAACAGGUGCCACAAGAGGUGGCAAAAAUCCUCUUGACACUCUAAAGAGUCUAGUGAAUAAAUUGAGACGACCAGAAAGACACGGCGAUGACCCGUCCGACGACCAUGUCGAGGAAUGGGGUGUGGAGAAGCUUGAUAUUCGCACUCUCUGGAAGGAGCGGGAGACUUUUGGCAACGAGGCACUGUCGUUUGAUCAGUGGCGCUUGGCUCUACAGCACCACGAAAAGUACAGGGAGUCAUCUGUCAGGGCAGAUUUGGAGAAGGCUAUAAAGUGCGCAGAAAGGUCCAUCAAGUCCAUACCACCAUACAAUCAGGCUAUCAAUCUCAGCACCCUCGGUAAAUGGUGGAAUGAGAGUUUCGAUGACAGUGGGAAUCCGCAAGAUAUCAACGAGGGUAUUUCCUGCUGCCAGAUGGCUGUCAGGCUGUCAUUAACGACACAUCAUAACCACCCCAAAAUACUCGAUUGUCUCGCACAGAGACUGGUUGCGCGAUUUAAGGCCCUUCUUAAUGAAGAGGACCUAGAUUCUGCAAUCUCUCUAGGAUCAGAGGCAGUGGGAUUGGUCAAGAAAGAGCAUGCUUCUCGCAAACAGCAUCCAGACUUUGCCCUUGUCAUUCAGGGUCAAAUUCAGAGACAGUACCAACAGUUCCUCAUGUUCUCAAAUGGGAACGCCCUCACGGGGGUAAUAAAAUUAUACGAAUACCUUGUGGAUGGGACUGGCAACAACAGCCCAUACCGCCCCGGAAGGCUCUGCAACUUGGCAGGUAAAUUGGGUGAAAGAUAUAAACAACAUCACGAGGAGCGGGAUCUGACGGAAUGCAUCAAAAUCGAUCAAAGGGCGCUUCGUGCCUUAGAGGAACUGAGUGAACGGGGUGUGUCUACAGUUCCAGGCACCCGAGGUAAUAUUCUGAGCAGAUACAGCCUACAUUUAUCUUGGGUGUUUGAGAGAAAUGGAUUGAAGCCCGAUCUGUGCAAUUCGAUAAAGCAGGCCCGUGAUGCCGUGGAAGCUGCCGAGGGAGACCUGCAAAGGGCAAAACUCUUGGGAAAUCUCGCAAACAGGCUCUUAACCGGCUAUGAAGUGUAUGGGUCAUGUGAAAGCUUGGACGAGGCGGUUUCCAAAGCCGAGAAGGCCCUUCUCAUUAUGGAACAAACUCAGAAGAAGUCUAAGGUCGAUCACGUACACAUCCUUCACACCCUUGGGAAUGCGUUGAUAGCAAAGCAUGAACAGUCUCAUGAAGAAGCUAGACUCGAUGGUGCGAUAAAGUAUUUUCGGGAGGCUGUCGAACUCAUGCCUUCGGAGCCGUUCCUGCAGGUUUUGACCCAGAACGGCCUGGCCUCGGGUCUAUUUCACAAGUACGAACGAACUGGUGAGAUAACUUGUCUCAAAGAAGCAAUCGACUCGAAUGAGAAAGCAUUGGACGCCGUUGUCAAUGACCCUACUGGAAAGGCCAAGGUUUUGAAUAAUCUUGCAACCCAAUACCACAGCCUUUUCAUGAACAGCAAAAAGCCUGAAAACUUGGAAAAAGCUAUAGCUCAUGGCAGGAAAGCUCUGGAAGCUUCAGUUUUGACUUACGAUCGGAUGAUACACAGUAUAAACCUUGCAAACUAUCUCGAGACAAGAUUCGACUUAUUUGGAAGGAAUUCAGAUAUCAACGAUGCGGUCACAGAAGCAGAAGGGAGCUAUGUACUCCUAAGCCAGAUGCCUGACACACCCAUGCGAGCUAGAAUUGUGUAUUUGUAUGCGCUCAAACUUCGCAAGAAGUCCAAGGCCAACGUUAACCAAGAGCCAUCUGAUUUGGCAAACACAAUACUCCGUGAUGCACUUCUCUCAAGCCACUCCCCCGCUCGAGAACUAAUACAAUGCGCUUUGCUUCAUGCCAACAUCAUGAUGUCAAAGGGAAAUGACAAAGAGGUCUAUGCUAUCUGUCAGAUUAUCAUGGGCCUAAUACCUUCUCUCGUAGCUUCUUCGAGCUGCCAAAAAGAUCAACAAGACGAGCUGGUGGAGUUUGAAGGCGUUGCCCGUAAAGCAGCAGCUAUAGCGCUCGAUAUGAACGAAGGUCCGGUCAACGCAUUGAGACUCUUGCAGGCUGGUCGUGGUGUGAUUGCCAAUCAGCUGCUGACAUCACGAGAUGAUAGGCUCUGGGUCCAUGAUUUUCUCAGCACACCCGGUGAAUGCCACACCCCCGAUCUACAACUGAAAGCAUGCAUGGCCUCGACUCAAAAUUAUGUUGAGGUUGCAAAUGCGUCGGAAGAUCCACGUGCGAAAUACAAGCCAUAUCUCAGUUGUGAGUUGAGGAACUUCUUGGACAGCAACCCAUCAGGAACCAUCGUCCUCAUCAAUGUCUCGUUUCGCUGUGAUGCAUUUCUUCUCGACAAAAAUGGCCUCGAUCAAGUACAUUUAAAGGGAGUUAAUGAAGAGGAGGUACAACAACAAGCUUCCUUGAUUGCAUCCGGUUCCCCGGGAAAGCAGGUGAUGCUCAACAUGCUGAAAUGGCUUUGGGAUUUUGUCGCAAGUCCUAUUCUGGAGAGACUUGGGCAUGGAGGUCCCGUUAACCAUGACUUGCCCCGGGUUUGGUGGAUUCCAACUGGAAAGCUCGCCCAUCUUCCGAUUCAUGCCGCAGGCGAUUACCACUCUGGCAAUUUUGUAUUGAACAGGGUGUCCUCAUCCUACAGUCCAACCCUCAAAUCGCUGCUAUUUGCCUAUGCCAGUCGAAAGGAUAACACACGAUUUCAAACCAACCUUCCUGCUCAGAAGGAAGGCACACCUUCAUCGGGCAACGAUUCUGAGCCAAAGGCAGUCAUCGUGUAUAUGCGAGAAACCCCAAGAAAGUCUCCUUUGGAUCAUGUAGAGAGUGAGGCCCGGGCGGUCUAUGACAAUCUUCCGCAAUCCAGCAAAAGGCUUCUUCCCGAGCCAUCGAAAGAAACAGUCCUCAAAAGCCUAGAAGGAUGUGAUAUCUUUCAUUUUGCAGGCCAUGGUGAGGCAGACAAGUCCGAUCCAUCCAAAAGCCGUCUACUGCUCUCCAACGGCCCGAUCCGCGUUCUCGACAUCCUGCAAAGAGUCCCUGGUAAGCCUACAAAUGCGUUCUUAAGCUACCUCUCCGCCUGCUCAUCCGGGAGCAACGUGGUGAAUGGCUUAGACGAAGAAGGUCUCCAUGUAAUGGGGGCUUUUAUUCUGGCUGGAUUUCGUCACGUCAUAGGAUCCUUGUGGCCUGUGUCGGACAGCCAUUGCGUGGAUGUCGCCAAGGCUGUUUAUUCACGUAUUGUGGAGGCAAAUAUGACCGACGAUUCGGUUUCCCAGGCGCUGCACCAAGCCAUCUGUCACCUCUCUCACCCAGGGGCAUCUAACCAGCCUGGUGAUCAACCGCAGGUAAAAGGUGCUGGACUUCUGGCGGAGAAUCCCUACAUUUGGGCUGCGUUUGUUCACAUGGGUGUCUGAUGUGUAUGCAACGUAUUUUGUAAGGUGUUGUAAAACUGCUCAUCAGGUUGAUCGUCGCGAUCUGCGCGGGUGUCUUUUUCUUUUAUUAUUUUUUCCCUUCACACUUUCAAAUUGUCCCUUGAUUUAUUUUGAUUUCUGGAAUUUUUUAAUUGUUG